AUGGAAAGAUGGACAAGGGAAGAACCUCAACCAUUAAUUUUAAAACGAAUUAUAUCACUUGCCAAGGACACAGCAGCAGUAAUUGAUGAACACAUAAUUGGUAGUGUGCCAUUAAAUUUAAAGGGAUUAUUUGCAACAAGUGUAUCAGGAUUGCAUGAUGUAAUAAUUCGUAUCCGUGGUCGACAUAUGGUUAAACGGAAAGUGGUGAACAGAAAAGUUGUGGAAGGACCACUUCCAGUACUGGAUUAUGAUCCUGUAACAGAAUAUGUAAAGAUUUUGCGGUGCAAUUUUUCAUCAAUUGCAUUAUUUUUCUACAAUAAAUAUGCCGGUGAUAUGAUUGGUGUUGUUUGGAAACCAGCAGCAUUCACACCACGUGAUUCUAAGAUUUCGGGUUGCUUGCAUCGUACAAAAGGAGCGGACAAUUUGCUCACAGUGAACGUAGAAGCAGUUCUGGAAGAUUUUGCAGUCCUCGGCCAUGGAAUUGUCCGGGAUGUUCGCAAGAACUGGUCUACCGCUAGCGAUGAAAAUAAUCAGGAAAAUGGAGGAUAG
This is a messenger RNA of Gongylonema pulchrum, 549 nucleotides long. The record is from the annotation of a GenBank genome assembly. Lineage: Eukaryota; Metazoa; Nematoda; Chromadorea; Rhabditida; Gongylonematidae.